CCAGAUCUUGCAAUUUCAUCACUUGAUUUUUCUUUCUACCUUGUUAUAUGGUAAUGGAGAAGCGUAACAAAAUGAAUGAAGUAAGACCCAGCUACUCCGACAUAUGAAGUCAUCGUUCAUUAUGAUAGCUUGGCACCGACUCAUGAAGACAAUCAAUGAAAAUGCAGAUCUUUCCGAGACUAAGAAACUUCUUGACAAGCUUGUUGUGCUAAAGCUGAAUGGAGGUUUGGUGGCUACGAUGGGUUGCACUAGUCCUAAGGAACAUGCCCCUUCAAUCAUCUUCAUGGAUGAGAUCAACAGUAUUGGAUCUGCUCGUAUGGAAUCAGGGACUGGCAAUGGUGAUAGUGAAGUUCAGCGUACUAUGCUUAAGCUUCUUAAUCAACUUGAUGGAUUUAAAGCAUCCAACAAGAUUAAAAUAUUUAUAUUUACUUUUUUCUUGUGAAUUGCUUGAAACCAUCAAAGUUCUAUUUUAUCUCUAUGUCGUACUCAUGCAGAAAUUUAUCUUCUAUCCAGGUUUUGAUGACUACCAACCAUAUAAAAAUUCUGGAUCAAGCCCUCCUCAGGCCUGACUAGAUUGAUAGGAAGAUUG
Magnolia sinica is the source of this 589-nucleotide messenger RNA. RefSeq names its product 26S proteasome regulatory subunit 8 homolog B-like. The transcript has 3 exons. The record is from RefSeq and is a predicted model, not a curated record. The coding region runs from base 104 to 442 and encodes 112 amino acids. Lineage: Eukaryota; Viridiplantae; Streptophyta; Magnoliopsida; Magnoliales; Magnoliaceae. Gene Ontology annotation, molecular function: ATP hydrolysis activity; ATP binding; uridylyltransferase activity. Gene Ontology annotation, biological process: proteasome-mediated ubiquitin-dependent protein catabolic process. Gene Ontology annotation, cellular component: proteasome regulatory particle, base subcomplex.